AUGUGUGUGUUUUUGUGUAUUUGUGAGUGUGUGUGUGUGUGUGCGCGUUAUUGUGUGUGUUUCUGUGGGUGUGUGUGGGUGUGGUCUGAACAGGGCGAGGCUCUCGACUUAAAUUCUCUCCGGUUUCCAACAGUCUUCACUCUGCAGCUCUCAGGUGACCUCAGGUUGCAGAGAGGCAGGAUGGAUCUCAGCCAUGCUCUCGACUGGCCUGCCGGUGGCAACAACCAAUCAAAUCAAGGAGGUCCAUGGCCAGGUCAACCCAACAACCUCAACCCUGUCUGGUCGGGAGCUGGAGGUAACCCCAACCCUGUCUGGUCUGGGGGGAACCAACCCCAGCCCGCCUGGCCAGGAGGGAACCCAUCCCAGCCCGCCUGGUCUCCCUCCGGUCCUCAACCAUGUGCACCUGGAGGGUUUCCCGGACCUGGACCAGGACCUGGACCUGUACCUGUACCUUCCAUGAGGGCUAUGGUUGUUCCCUAUAAUCAGGAUCUGCCCAGUGGAGUUUAUGACAAACUGCUCAUCACCAUCCAAGGCACCGUCAAACCCAACGCUGACAAGUUCAUGGUGGACCUGUAUACAUCCUCCGGAGACCUGGCCUUCCACUUCAACCCACGCUUCAACGAGGGUGGUAAGCAGGUGAUCGUUAGGAAUAGCUGCAUUGGCAAGAAGUGGGGCAAAGAGGAGAGAGAGCUGCGAUGCUUUCCCUUUGUUAAGGGUCAGCCUUUUGAGAUAAAGAUCAUGUGCACCAACACAGCGUUUAAGGUGGCAGUCAACAACUCUCACCUGCUGGACUAUAACCACCGGAUCCCGAACCUGAGAAGCAUCACAAGAUUCUGCAUCAUCAACGACAUCAGUCUGUCCAAUGUCUUGAUGGAGACCAUGUCCUGAGACAGAUCCCUAAUCCAGCAGAGACCUACUGUAGAUCCACCAGAGGUCUACUGCAGAUCCACCAAAGAUCCACUGGGGAUCCACCAGAGAUCCACUGGGGAUCCACCAGAGAUCCACUGGGUUUCCACCAGAGAUCUACUGGGGAUCCACCGUGGAUCUACUGGGGAUCCACCAGAGUUCCACUGGGGAUCCAAGAGUGAUCUACUGGGAAUCAAAAUAGGAGAUCUGCUAUUAUCCGAUAAAGAUCCAAAAGACAUCAUUAGUGGAUCUGAAGUAGAUUCUCUCUGGACCCACAUGAUUUUCUCUCCCAGCAGGAUCAUCAUCGUGUCUCAGAAAGAUUCAGAGAACAGUUCUGGUGGAUCCACAGUAGAUUCUCAGGAGGUCUACAGGAACUUUAACAUAUAUCAUAAGAAACUUAUUGUUACGCAAUUGCCUGUGAUCAGCAGUAGAUCCAGAGCAGAUCCUCUCAUACUAGUUUUCUUCUACAUGUUUGUACUCUGGUGAGAAGUAAAAAUAAAGGGUUAAUCUUGAAUCUGCUGAAA
Messenger RNA from Stegastes partitus (bicolor damselfish), 1430 nucleotides. RefSeq names its product lectin, galactoside binding soluble 3b (gene lgals3b). The transcript is spliced from 7 exons. Lineage: Eukaryota; Metazoa; Chordata; Actinopteri; Pomacentridae. Gene Ontology annotation, molecular function: disaccharide binding; IgE binding; laminin binding. Gene Ontology annotation, cellular component: immunological synapse; cytoplasm; nucleus. Bases 1 to 888 code for a protein of 295 amino acids. The record is from RefSeq and is a predicted model, not a curated record. Gene Ontology annotation, biological process: macrophage chemotaxis; negative regulation of extrinsic apoptotic signaling pathway; eosinophil chemotaxis.